AUGAUUGACUCGAUAAAGGUCUUGUCGGGCACUGCCCAUCCAGAGUUUUCCGAGCUCAUCUGCAAGCAUCUGCAUGUUGAGCUUGGAAAGUGCACUUGCAACAAGUUCUCAAAUGGAGAGACGGGAGUGCUUAUACAGGAGUCAAUUCGAUCGCGAGAUGUCUAUAUCGUACAGCCUACAUGCUCUCCCAACGUCAACGAUAAUAUAAUGGAGUUGUUGGUGCUCAUUGACGCGGUGCGUCGAUCGUCCGCCAAGUCAAUCACCGCCGUCAUCCCAUACUAUGGAUAUGGCAAGCAUAACCGCAAGGAGAUGUCACGAGAGCCAAUCACAGGCAAGCUAGUUGCCAACAUGCUCGAGGUGGCCGGUGUCAAUCGUGUGAUCUCAAUGGAUUUGGAGGCCAGUCAGAUACAGGGAUUCUUCAACAUACCCGUGGACAACCUGUAUGCUGAGCCAUUGAUAGUCAAGUAUAUCGAGAAGAACAUCAAGGGCGAUCGUGUCGUAGUGUCGCCCUCUGUCGAUGGUGUCAAGCGUGCCAAGCUCGUCUCUGACAAGUUGAACUGUGACCUCGUAAUCCUCGAUCGACAGGCCAAAGAAGAGAGCGACAAUGACAUGCUACUCGUUGGAGAUGUAGUAGAUAGAGUGGCAGUAAUCAUUGGAAGUGUUGCAGAUACAUGUGAGACAUUGGCUUUGGCAGCUUCAGUGUUGAAGAGGCAUGGAGCAACAAAGGUAUAUGCGUUGGUUUCACAUGGCGAGCUCAGUGGCAACUCGAUUGAAACAUUGAACAACUCAGAGUUGGAGGAAUUGGUCAUCACAAACUCCAUUCCAGUGAAGCAUAAGCUGGAACAAAGCGCAAAGAUCAAGGUAAUCAAUGUGGCGCCAAUGUUCUCAGAGGCCAUCAGGAGAAUCGUCCAUGGAGAGUCUGUAACAGCCACCUCAUCCAAGUUUGUCAUCCUCUAA
Acytostelium subglobosum LB1 is the source of this 957-nucleotide messenger RNA. RefSeq lists its product as hypothetical. Gene Ontology annotation, molecular function: magnesium ion binding; ribose phosphate diphosphokinase activity. NCBI's taxonomy places the organism in Eukaryota, Evosea, Eumycetozoa, Acytosteliales, Acytosteliaceae. The coding region runs from base 1 to 957 and encodes 318 amino acids. The record is from RefSeq and is a predicted model, not a curated record. The transcript has 2 exons. Gene Ontology annotation, biological process: purine nucleotide biosynthetic process; 5-phosphoribose 1-diphosphate biosynthetic process. Gene Ontology annotation, cellular component: ribose phosphate diphosphokinase complex; cytoplasm.